Adineta steineri is the source of this 1449-nucleotide messenger RNA. The record is from the annotation of a GenBank genome assembly. NCBI's taxonomy places the organism in Eukaryota, Metazoa, Rotifera, Eurotatoria, Adinetida, Adinetidae.
AUGAAUUAUUCAAUUAUAAUUUAUGUUCUUGCACUAUUGAUUCGAAUAACAAUUACAUAUGAAUACAAUGAUGAUCAUGAUGAUGAAAAACAAGUGGCAUCUCAAUCGUCUUUACCAAUAUCUGAACCUAUACAACAUUUAAGUUCAUCAAUAUUUGAUUCAUUAUCUCAAUCGAAUUUAUCUUUAAUAUCAAUAUUAUUUACUGAUCAAACAAUUAAUCUCGAUAGUCUUGGUAUAUUUAGUAUCGAACCCGACACAUUUAAUAAUUAUCAUCCAUCAGUUACAACAAUAAUUUUAUCAUCAAAUUAUCUUUCGUAUCUUCCAAAUAAUCUUUUUCAUUUAUUUAGUUCAUCAUUACUUAAUCUUAAUCUACAACAUAAUCAAUUUCGUUCACUUCAAAAAAAUUAUUUUUUACGUCGCCUGGAAUAUUUACGUACACUUGAUUUAAGUAAAAAUCAAUUAUAUGAAUUAUAUAAACAAGAUUUUACUGGUCUUAAACGUUUAGAAACAUUAAUAUUACGUGAAAAUAAAAUCACUUAUUUAUCCUAUGCUAUAUUUAGUCGUUGUCGUACAAUAACAACACUUGAUCUAUCUGAUAAUGAAAUAUCUAUGAUAGAUUCAAAUGCAUUUCGUUCAUUAUAUCGUUUAAAAAUUCUUUUAUUUAGUAAUAAUCCAUUAGGACAACGUUCAUUAACAACUCAUUUAUUAGAACCAUUAAAAAAUCUUGAAUAUUUUGAUCUUGAAAAUACGGAAUUAAAUGAUCUUCCAUCAUUUUUAUUUAUUUCAAAUCAACGUCUACAAUCAAUUAAAUUACGACGAAAUAAUUUUCAAACAACGAUCACAAAUUCACGUUCUAAUUUACAACAAACAUUUUGUCAUGCACAUUCAUUAGUUGAAAUUGAUCUUGUUAGUACAAAUUUACGUACACUUGAUGUUUGUACAUAUGAUCAACUUCCAUCAUUACGUCGUCUUUAUUUAAUGAAUAAUCCACUUGAUUGUACAUGUGAUUUAUUUUAUUUAAAAUAUGGUGAUAUCUAUCGAGUUUUAUUAACUGAUGAGAAUGGACUUGAUCGUAUACAUCCAGAUAUUGAUGUAUAUCUUGAUCGAUGGAUAUCAAGACCUGAACUUCGUCGUCAUUUAGAAAAAUCACAUGCACGUGGUGAUUUUCAUCGAUUACCAAUUGAAUUAUCAUUAUUUGCACGAUGUGCAACACCUGAACAAUGGUAUGAUCGUGAAAUAGGAAAUAUAUCAGGUAUAUUUACACAAUGUCAACAACGUUGGUUUACUAUUCAAGAAGAAUGUCAAAAUUAUUGUCAAUUAGAUAAUGAAAUUCAAACUUCCACAAUGAUAAUUAACAGUAUUUCGUCAAGUUUGAUGCAAUAUAAAUUGUUUUCUGUUCAAUUAUGUUUUAUUCUAUUCGUAUUUUUUUCUUUGUAUGUCUCUUGUUAA